AUGACGUUGGAGGCGAUGCGCAAGCAAGGAGGGGGGCAUUCGCCCCCUGCGCCUCACCCACCACCAUCAUCAUCCUCCUCCGCAAGGGCGUUUGGGGCGUUCAGUUGUGGCUCACUGGGUCACCGGUUUUGGCGCGCUCGCAGAGGCGUACGCCGUUUCCGCACUCUUUCCUGCGUGCUCGGCGUCGCCACGAUUUGUUUCUUCUUCUGCUGUGUAGUCUUGACACAGACACAAGGGUGGGGAUGGGACUGGUACGGCGAUGACGUGGCGGUCUUUCGGCAGCAGCAAGGACUCUACGAAGCUCAUCAUCGCUUCCGCUGUCUACGGACAGAGGAGCUUGUCUUCUCGGCGAAGCGCUUCGCUGAAGACCCCCUCGAGGCCAUCUACGCGCUGAUGUUCCAGACGUCUUCAGCGACUACACCUUCACAGCCAUACGCGUUCAGGCCAGAAUGGGUUAUGCUCAACGGUGGCGCGUCUGAGGGGAGGAUGAACAGUGUAGAAAGACUCUCGGCCUACUGUGCGGCGCGCGUGGCAGAGAGGCCUUCAUGGAGGACCGCUAGCUGGCAACAGGCAAGCGCGUCAAACACAUCCGCGUUCAGCGUUUCAGUUUCGCCGCGCUACUUGGCAAACGCCAGCUACACUGCCACUGGAAGCCCGGUGUGCCUCCGUUCUGGGCGGAUCUACCUGACAGAUGCGCGCAUCCGUGCAGGGAUUGCCGAGUUUCAGGCAGCUGAGUUGGAAGUUCUUCCUUUAACGGAUGACCUGCUCUCCCCACCGUCCUCUCACGCAUCUGACGCUGUAGUGAGGGUUGUGCCAGCGAUGGCGGUGCUUCUUCGUGGAGCGUGGAUUGCCACUCACUUCUUCCACCUCGUCACUGAUGCCCUUGAGGCGCUCCACAGCACCUACCAAACCUGGCAGGAUGGCGUUCUGCUGCGCAUCCCUACCCAAACGGUACUGCUACAUCAGCCAGAGUCGAACUGGGCGGACCGCCACGGGGACACACGUGGGAAGAUGGAGCUAAGCGCGGCGUUAGCGAACGCAUUCUCGUCGCCGGAGCUUGCCCACGGGUCUCCGUACAACAGCUCGUUUCUUUUGCGUACGAAGUCCCGCCAUUGUGCAGAGCUCGAGGUCAACGCAACGGCUGCGGUGGCGCCCGCACCGGCAUCGCGGGAGACACCGCCGCGAGAGUCUCUGGCCACUGCGCCCACUGUGUGUUUUUGCGACGCCCUCCUCGUGACUACACACCGUCUUCCUGUGCUGAAGCGUGACAUGCUUUACGGCAUUCAGGAUUGGGCUGCCCGGCAGUUCCGGGCCUCACCGUACGGUGUAAAUCGAUCUGUGCAGGAGAUGGAGCGGCUGCGACUGCAGCACGCGUCGCUUUCGUGGACCUCGACGUUGUGGGGAUUCGGCGCCUACGCGGCUUCUCCACUGUCGCCGUCGUAUCGACCGCGAGCUCUAUUUGUACACCGCACAACCCGACUGAUCGCCAAUGCGUCCCGCUACGCAGAGUGGAUGCGGGAGGCGGGGUUUCGGGUAGAGGAGGUAUACCUGGAAAACCACACGGCUGCACAGCAGUAUCACCUAGGCCGCUACGCGGACAUUGUGGUGGGCAUGCAUGGGCUCGGGGUCGGCCAUGCAAUGUGGAUGGAACGCUCCCCGCCUCGCUGCCGCACCGUCAUCGAGUUCCGCCCGUGGGUGAUUGCUUCUAUGCCAACGCAGCCAGUCCUCAUCCUUGAGCGGGCUAUGCAAUAUCACUUCGUCAUUAUUCCACCGAUCGACGUGCGCUUUGGACCAUCGGUUGCGAAUCCGGCGGAGGAACGAGAGCUCUUGCUGUCAGCAGCGCGGAUGGUAAACGCCUUUCGCUAUCCAAGCUUCACUGACCAAAUUGCCAUCUACGAUGAUGAAAGGGUGAAGCGUGUUAUUGCGGAUGUCCGCCAGCAUCUUGAGCGCUGCUUGCCGCCAUAG
Messenger RNA from Leishmania braziliensis MHOM/BR/75/M2904, 1965 nucleotides. RefSeq lists its product as hypothetical. The coding region runs from base 1 to 1965 and encodes 654 amino acids. Lineage: Eukaryota; Euglenozoa; Kinetoplastea; Trypanosomatida; Trypanosomatidae. The transcript has a single exon. The record is from RefSeq and is a predicted model, not a curated record. Gene Ontology annotation, molecular function: glycosyltransferase activity.